AUGAAUAAAGAUCAAAAAAUCAAAUUUAGAAAUAGACAUUUACAAUAUCAAUAUGAUCUAUUACAUCAAUUACCGUCCAUAAUAAAAACGACAAAUAGUUUAUCUGGUCUAUAUUUAAAGAAAUUUUAUAACUCAACUAAAAAAUACCAGUUGAAUUUACCUUCAUCAUUAACUGAUUCAAUGGGCAAAUUUUGUCCUAGAUGCGGUGUUGUUAGAGUACCCAGUAUCAAUACUUCUAUGAAAAUCAAACCAAAUCAAAAUAAUAACCCUCAUUCCUUUUCUUCCUCUUCCUCUUUUAUAUAUUGUUGUCUACUUUGUACUAAUGAGACUGCAUAUGAUGUAAUUGAUACACAAUUACCAUCAUUACGUAGUACACAGACUUUAACUAAUAAUAAUAAUAAUAAUGAUAAUAAAUCUAUGGCAGAUAUUCAAAAUAAUAAAAAGGUCAAUAAGAGCGAAAAUAAAGCCAAGAUUAGAGCAAAGAAAAGAAAAAUGAAUACCUUAUCUAAUCUUCUAUCACAGAGAGAAAAAGAAAAUAAAAAUAAACAAAAAUCUAAUGGAUUAUUAUCCUUAGAAAGUUUCAUGAAAAUAUAA
This is a messenger RNA of Arxiozyma heterogenica, 594 nucleotides long. It is a transcript of the gene SNM1, whose product is annotated as Snm1p. Bases 1 to 594 code for a protein of 197 amino acids. Gene Ontology annotation, cellular component: nucleolar ribonuclease P complex. NCBI's taxonomy places the organism in Eukaryota, Fungi, Ascomycota, Saccharomycetes, Saccharomycetales, Saccharomycetaceae. The record is from RefSeq and is a predicted model, not a curated record. Gene Ontology annotation, biological process: tRNA processing. The transcript has a single exon.